Molecule: messenger RNA, 1850 nt
Organism: Andrographis paniculata
Lineage: Eukaryota; Viridiplantae; Streptophyta; Magnoliopsida; Lamiales; Acanthaceae
Product: cation/calcium exchanger 2-like
Exons: 1
Coding region: 12-1850 (612 amino acids)
Biological process (GO): monoatomic cation transport; transmembrane transport
Cellular component (GO): membrane
Molecular function (GO): monoatomic cation transmembrane transporter activity
Source: RefSeq, a predicted model, not a curated record
CAAAGAUUCCAAUGGCAAAACCCUCACUCAAACAAAUGUCCAAAGCCCUCUUAAACUUAGCCUUUCUUGGAAUGAUAAUUAUUUCUUGUCUCACAACCAAUCCACUACCCAAUUCUUACCACCAAAGAGAAUCUCAAGAAGAAGACAUUGAUUGCCAAAAGAUUCAUCAAAACUCUCGAACAAAGGAUCAAAAAUGUUCAUAUGUAAGAUCCCAUCAAGGGUGCAAUCCAAGAGGAUACAUUCCUUAUCUCCACUUCUUCUAUUGCACUUUCACCCCUUAUUUUCUUGACUACAUUUUCAUCACCCUUUGGCUUAUCAUACUCUUCUAUUUAUUAGGCGACACGGCGAGCAAUUACUUUUGUAGUUCACUCAUCGGUCUGUCAAAAUAUUUUAAACUAUUGCCAAUCAUAUCGGGGGUGUCCCUCCUUUCUUUAGGGAAUGGGGCACCCGAUAUAUUUGCAAGUGUGAUAUCCUUUACGGUGAAUGAGUCCGUUGAUAUUGGCUUGAAUAGUACUCUUGGGGCUGCGGUCUUCGUAAUUUGCGUCGUCUUUGGACUUAUAUGCUUAUAUGUCGAUCCAUCUUGUGUUAUCAUCAACAAGAAGAUUUUUAUUACAAAUGUCGUGUUUUUACUAUUGUCCCUUGCUUGUCUCGUCGUGAUCAUCAUAGUUGGCCAUGUUGGUAUGUAUGGCGGCAUUUCUCUCAUUUUCUUGUAUUUUAUAUAUGUGAUCGUUGUUUUCACAACAUCUGGCGAGGACUAUGAUGAUCGACACGGCGAUCUAAGCACACCGUUGCUAGGGCACACAAGGAGCGAUCAAGGGCUAAAUCUAAGCUAUUACGAAAUUCGAGAAAAUCAAGAAAAUGAAAAACGCACAAAAACAUGCACACAAGAAGACAGGACUUUGUUGAUCCAAUUCGAUCAUAAUGAUUUACGUCUGGAAGCGGCCAUGCUAGGUCAAGAGACUGGAUGUACAGUACUUCUUCAUACUCCAAUUUGGGCUUCACAAUACAACAUAAACGAUCCAAUUCGGGUCCAAGACCCUAACAAGGAAGGGAGAUUUUUAAAUUUUCUCGACCAAACGUUGUGCAUGUUGGAGCUGCCACUCGACUUGCCACGUCGACUAACAAUUCCCGUCGUCUCACCCGACAAAUGGUCCAAGCCAUAUGGUGUGGCUGCAGCCACAUUAGCCCCUCUUACAUUGGCACUUAUAAUUUUCCCUACAGAAGAGGCAAAGACAAGAGCUUUAGCCUAUGCAAUAGGUGCAUUGAUAGGGAUUCCAUCUGGGAUUCUUUUAUCCUUAAAUUCAGACAAGAAGAAUCCACCAAGAAAAUGGGUAGUCCUAUGGCUUGUAGAAGGUUUCACAAUGAGCAUUUGUUGGACAUACUUGUUGGCACAAGAAUUGGUGUCCUUGUUAGUGUCACUAAGCCUAAUUUUGGGGAUGAGUCAUUCCUUAAUAGGGCUGACAGUUCUUGCUUGGGGGAACUCAGUGGGUGACUUGGUUGCCAACGUAGCAAUGUCAAGGAAUGGAGGGUUGGAUGAUGUCCACGUGGCGACAUCUGGAUGCUUUGCUGGGCCACUGUUCAAUGUUCUUGUGGGGUUGGGAUUGUCACUUGGGAUAUCAGCUUGGAGGGCUUAUCCAAAUGAUUAUGAAAUUAUUUGUGUUGGGGUUUCAGUUUAUGUGAUUUCUGGGUUUUUGGUAUUGGGGAUCAUUUGGACAGUUGUGGUGCUUUUGAAGGGGAAUAAUAAUAAUAAUAAAUGGUUGGGGUGUGGGCUUAUUGCAAUUUAUGCCUGCUUUUUGUUUGUCCAAAUUUUAAUUAAUUUGGACAAUAUUGAAUUCAAUGUGCCCGCUUGA